GUUCAGGGGAUAAAUGACCUUGUCACGCCAUUUUUAGUUGUUUUCCUAUCAGAAUACCUAGAAGGGGCCAUAGAUAAUUGGUCAAUGUCUGGUUUAUCUUCGGAUCAAAUCUCUAAUGUAGAGGCCGACUGCUAUUGGUGUUUGUCAAAGUUGCUUGAUGGCAUGCAAGAUCAUUAUACAUUUGCUCAACCAGGAAUUCAAAGGCUUGUUUUUAAGUUGAAGGAAUUGGUCAGGAGGAUUGACGAUCCUGUUUCAAGCCAUAUGGAGGAGCAAGGACUGGAGUUUCUUCAAUUUGCUUUCCGCUGGUUCAACUGUCUUCUAAUUCGAGAGGUACCCUUCCAUUUGGUCACACGUCUUUGGGACACGUAUCUAGCUGAAGGAGAUGCCUUACCAGACUUCCUUGUGUAUAUAUUUGCCAGUUUUCUUCUAACGUGGUCAGAGCAGCUCCAGAGGCUUGAUUUCCAAGAAUUGGUUAUGUUCCUUCAACACCUUCCAACAAAGAAUUGGACGCACCAGGAGCUGGAGAUGGUACUUUCUCGUGCGUUUAUGUGGCACAGCAUGUUCAACAGUUGUCCCAGCCAUUUAGCUAACUGAGCAAGGAAGCAGUUGUGAUUUUUCUGUAUUUAGUCACUCAGUUUUCUGGUUCUUUCCUCACUUCACAUCCCAUCUUUUUCCCCUUUAGUGUGAGAUGAACUAAUUUUUUUAACCAAUUUUUACCUGUAUUUUGCCUUGUAAUAUCUUG
This is a messenger RNA of Vigna unguiculata (cowpea), 742 nucleotides long. RefSeq names its product GTPase-activating protein gyp1-like. Gene Ontology annotation, molecular function: GTPase activator activity. The record is from RefSeq and is a predicted model, not a curated record. Gene Ontology annotation, biological process: activation of GTPase activity. Lineage: Eukaryota; Viridiplantae; Streptophyta; Magnoliopsida; Fabales; Fabaceae.